UGACCCGUGGUCGUGCAGUCCAGGGGGCUGGAUGGCAUGCUGGACCCAAGCUCAGCUCAGCGUCCGGACCCGAUAACAGCUUUUCCGAGGCAGCUGCUUUCUGUCCUGGCCACACUGAGGUGCGUAGCGUAAUGUCCAUGUUGUUCUACACUCUGAUCACAGCGUUUCUGAUCGGAGUACAGGCAGAACCGUACUCAGAGAGCAAUGUCCCAGCAGGACACGCCAUCCCUCAAGCCCACUGGACUAAACUGCAGCACUCCCUCGACACAGCCCUCCGCCGAGCCCGCCGCGCCCCUGCGGGGGCGAUAGCUGCCCGGGUGGCAGGGCAGACCCGCAACGUCACUGUGGACCCCAAGCUGUUUAAGAAACGGCGGCUACGCUCCCCCCGAGUGCUGUUUAGCACCCAGCCCCCACCCGAAGCCGCAGACACGCAGGAUCUGGACUUCGAGGUCACGGGCGCCGUCCCCUUCAACAGGACUCACAGGAGCAAGCGGUCGCCGUCCCACCCUGUCUUCCACAGGGGGGAGUUCUCGGUGUGCGACAGCGUCAGCGUGUGGGUGGGCGACAAGACCACCGCCACGGACAUCAAGGGCAAGGAGGUGAUGGUGUUGGGAGAGGUGAACAUUAACAACAGUGUGUUCAAGCAGUACUUUUUUGAGACCAAGUGCCGAGACCCCAACCCCGUGGACAGCGGGUGCCGGGGCAUUGACGCCAAGCACUGGAACUCGUAUUGCACCACGACGCACACCUUCGUCAAGGCGCUCACCAUGGAUGGCAAGCAGGCCGCCUGGAGGUUCAUUCGGAUCGACACGGCCUGCGUGUGUGUGCUCAGCAGGAAGCCGGUGAGGAGAGCCUGCCCUGCCGAGGCGCCCCCGCCCCCCCCUGCCCCUCCACACUCUCCUGGGCCCCUCCCUACCUCAGCCUGUAAAUUAUUUUAAAUUAUAAGGACUGCAUGGUAAUUUAUAGUUUAUACAGUUUUAAAAAGUCGUUAUUUAUUAAAUCUUUUGGAAGCA
Messenger RNA from Carlito syrichta (Philippine tarsier), 1013 nucleotides. It is a transcript of the gene NGF, whose product is annotated as nerve growth factor. The transcript has 2 exons. Bases 132 to 938 code for a protein of 268 amino acids. Gene Ontology annotation, molecular function: nerve growth factor receptor binding; growth factor activity. NCBI's taxonomy places the organism in Eukaryota, Metazoa, Chordata, Mammalia, Primates, Tarsiidae. The record is from RefSeq and is a predicted model, not a curated record. Gene Ontology annotation, biological process: neuron projection morphogenesis; memory; negative regulation of neuron apoptotic process.